This is a messenger RNA of Oppia nitens, 1242 nucleotides long. Its product is annotated as cytochrome P450 3A11-like. The transcript has 4 exons. Gene Ontology annotation, molecular function: heme binding; oxidoreductase activity, acting on paired donors, with incorporation or reduction of molecular oxygen; monooxygenase activity. The coding region runs from base 1 to 1242 and encodes 413 amino acids. NCBI's taxonomy places the organism in Eukaryota, Metazoa, Arthropoda, Arachnida, Sarcoptiformes, Oppiidae. The record is from RefSeq and is a predicted model, not a curated record.
AUGUAUUWGUGCAUUGAUUAUAAUUAUUGGUCUAAACGUGGUAUUGUUGGACCCAAACCAAUACCCAUUUACGGUAAUCUAUUGGCUUUAAUAUUAGGACCUCAACCUAUACAGGAGCUAAAAUGGUUCAAAAAAUUUGGCAAAAUUUAUGGUAUAUAUAUCGGUACAAAACCGGUACUACGUGUGGCCGACCCGGAGCUCAUCAAAGAUAUACUCAUUAAGCACUUUGACGUAUUUACUGACAAAACAGUACAAGUGUUUACCGAUCCGUUUUCAUAUAAGAGUCCAUUUCUAAGCAAUGAUGACCACUGGCAUCGUUACCGAAAAUUGAUAAGUCCAUUAUUUUCAUCGGGCAAACUCAGUCACAUAUAUCCCAUAAUUGACCGGUGCGUCAAUGACUUAACCAAACAUUUAGAUCACAUGGAUUCGGGUAGUGGUGAGAUCGAUGUCAGUGAAAUGUCUGGCAGAUACUCAUUGGAUGUCAUACAUACCUGUGCUCUCGGCUGUAAACUUAAUGUCUAUGACUUACGCGAAACGGAAAUAGAGUUUAUUCGUUAUGCCAGAAACUAUAAAAAUAACGCCAACACUAAACCCGAAACUAAUGACAAAUUGCUUACAACUGUUGAGAUAAUAGCAAACAGUUUGAUGUUAGUGGUGGGUGGUUAUGAGGGACCGGCAACAAUGUUAACGUUUUGCUUGUAUGAGCUAACACUUAAUCAGGACGUCCAACAAAAACUAUACGACGAGUUAACCGCAUAUACUGUCGAUAAAGAGGACAUCAGUUGCGAUAAGUUAUGGGAACUGUCAUAUUUGGAUGCAGUGGUCAGCGAAACAUUUAGACUACAUCCAACAACAUUGGUAAUACAACGAUACCCAAAACGUGACUAUCGUUUAGGUAAUACUGGUAUAACUAUUGAACGGGGACAACAAAUUGAGAUACCGGUCUAUGGCAUACAUCUAUCGGAACAAUACUAUCCCGAUCCCUAUCGAUUCAAUCCGGAUAGAUUUCUGCCGGCAAAUAAAACAAAUAUAAUUCCCUAUACUUAUCUACCGUUUAGUGCCGGUCCUCGACAAUGUUUGGGACAACGACUGGCGCUCAUUGAAAUAAAACUGGCGGUCGCACAGUUGGUUCGCAAAUACCGGUUCAUCCCAACCGCACGUACGCCGGUUCCCAUACGCUAUAAACCGUGGAUAAUAUUUGUUGAACCGCAAGAUGUUUAUGUUAAAAUUGAAACCAGAUAG